Messenger RNA from Penicillium malachiteum, 1266 nucleotides. RefSeq names its product fungal specific transcription factor domain-containing protein. Gene Ontology annotation, molecular function: zinc ion binding; DNA-binding transcription activator activity, RNA polymerase II-specific; RNA polymerase II cis-regulatory region sequence-specific DNA binding. NCBI's taxonomy places the organism in Eukaryota, Fungi, Ascomycota, Eurotiomycetes, Eurotiales, Aspergillaceae. Gene Ontology annotation, biological process: DNA-templated transcription; regulation of transcription by RNA polymerase II. The record is from RefSeq and is a predicted model, not a curated record. Bases 1 to 1266 code for a protein of 421 amino acids. Gene Ontology annotation, cellular component: nucleus. The transcript has a single exon.
AUGAAAGAUGCUAUCAGAAAUCAAAAGUCGCUAUAUGGCGUUCAACAUGAUUUGAAGAAUCGGCAUAAAAAGUGGAAAGUAGAAAAAGUUAACACUUUGUCUACACCUCAACUUGAUUUCACAUACCUUCUUCCUGAGCGCAGAACUAUCGAUGAACUCGUGCAUCUCUACUUUGAUACCUUCGAGUCUGUGUAUCGCAUCAUCCAUGUCCCAAGCUUCUGGGAAGAAUAUGCCAAGUUCUCGCGAGAUCACCAAUCAACCUCAUCAGCCUUUGUUGUCAUCGUCUUACUAUUAAUGUCCUGCACAAGUUGCAUCCAACGCAACAAGCAAACUCAAUAUGUUGGCGAUAGUUCACUAGAAAGAGAGCGCGCAAUUAUGUGGAUUGAGGCAUCAGAGUCCUGGCUUCGGUCACACAGUCAGAAGAACAUUUACUUGGCUGUUUGGCAGAUCCGUUGUUUACUAGUUCUUUCCAAGCAAGUGAACACAGUUAAAAAGAAGCGACAUUGGACUGAAGCGGGUACACUGGUUAGAGAGGCGAUGGCUGCUGGAUUCCACCGUGAUCCAGUCCUUCUAGGAGGGAAGAUCUCGGCAUUUGAUCGUGAAAUGAGACGUCGGUUAUGGGUUACUAUGACUGAAUUGGAGCUUCAAUCUUCGACUGAUCGUGGAAUGAUCUCUACAUCAGCGGGAAUCUUCACUGAUACUAAGGGAGUGCAGAAUAUUGAGGAUAAAGAUCUAACUGACGAACCUCAGCCGGAGGAACUAGAGAAUCAAGGCUCUGUCGAGUACACCUCAAGCUCAUUUCUCUACUUUUCAAACACAAGCUUCUCACUACGGGUGAAGUUGAACUCAAUGGUCAACGAUAUGAGUUCCCCGUUACGAUAUGAAGAGGUCAUGCACCACGAGGAACUAAUCACAAAGGAACUCCAACAACUUCCGCCCUGGAGAUCCGUGCAAUCAUCUCCGGAUAAACCUGGAUUCUCGCUAGUAGCGAGAACACUACUGGAUAUUCAACUCCGCCAAUACUUAAUCAUGCUUCAUGGUCCCUUCGCUCGACAAUCGGAAAGCAGUUCUCGACAUGCACUAUCUAGAAUGAUCUGCUUUGACGCCGCAGCUAGCAUACUCGAUCAAUAUGUACGACUUAAUGAAUGCCAAAACUCAAUGCUCCUACUCCUUCGCCACGAUUACUUCCGCGCCGCAUUGGUCAUAUGUCAAAAUUCAUAUAUCUCGAUAAGUCUCAAAAGUACUGAAUUCUUCCCUGGUUGUUGA